Molecule: messenger RNA, 2518 nt
Organism: Hemicordylus capensis (graceful crag lizard)
Lineage: Eukaryota; Metazoa; Chordata; Lepidosauria; Squamata; Cordylidae
Gene: TOMM40
Product: translocase of outer mitochondrial membrane 40
Exons: 10
Coding region: 327-1343 (338 amino acids)
Biological process (GO): protein import into mitochondrial matrix
Cellular component (GO): mitochondrial outer membrane translocase complex; mitochondrial outer membrane
Molecular function (GO): transmembrane protein transporter activity
Source: RefSeq, a predicted model, not a curated record
UUCAUUGCAUAGCCGCGUCCAAUCAGGGUGGCUGGCCCGAGUGGCGCUCCCGGCGUGCGGCUGGCCAAUAGCAGCCCUCCUUGGGAGAGGAAGCGGUGGGACACGGCCGGCCCUGUAUCCCGUGAGGGGACCAUGAUCUCGGGGAAGGGGCGCGGCCUGACGGGACGCCCGCCAGUCGCGUCGCGGCAAGGCGAAGUGGGGGAGGUGCUGGAGGCCGCUCUGGCCAAUGGCGGCUGCGAGGGGCGGGGCCUACGGACAGGCGGGUUCGGGUGUCUCCCGGCUCCAGCCCUCGCUGCUGCUGCUCCUGCUGCCGCCGCUUCCUCACCAUGGGCAACGUCCUGGCUGCCAGUUCCCCGGCGCCCCCUCCUGCAAUUCCAGGGCCAGGCUCUGGUUUAGUGUCGGUACCACCUGGCUUUGCCAUGCCCCCUGUCAGUGGGCUGGUCCCCCCAUCACAAGAUCGCGCCACAGAAGACAAGUGUGACCAGCUUCCCAACCCAGGCACCUUUGAGGAGUGUCAUCGCAAAUGCAAAGAAUUAUUUCCCAUCCAGAUGGAGGGUGUGAAGUUGACAGUGAACAAAGGUCUCAGCAACCACUUCCAAGUCAAUCACACGGUAGCUCUCAGCACAGUUGGUGACUCCAAUUACCACUUUGGGGUGACCUACGUCGGGACAAAGCAACUUAGCCCCACGGAGGCCUUCCCUGUGCUGGUGGGUGACAUGGAUAACAGUGGCAGCCUCAAUGCACAGAUCAUUCACCAGCUCACAAACAAAGUUCGCUCCAAGGUGGCCUUCCAGACGCAACAGUCCAAGUUUGUGAAUUGGCAGGUGGAUAGUGAAUACCGGGGCGCAGACUUCACUGCUGCCGUCACACUGGGGAACCCUGACGUUUUAGUGGGUUCAGGGAUCCUGGUGGCACAUUAUCUCCAGAGCAUCACGCCAUGCUUGGCGCUGGGUGGGGAGCUGGUAUACCAUCGGCGCCCUGGAGAGGAGGGGACAGUCAUGUCGCUGGCUGGGAAAUACACAGCACCUAACUGGAUCGGGACCCUGACAGUAGGACAGGCAGGAGCACACGCUACGUAUUACCACAAAGCCAGCGAUCAGCUCCAGGUGGGGGUGGAAUUUGAAGCCAGCACUCGUAUGCAGGAUACAAGCGUAACGUUUGGGUACCAGCUGGACCUUCCCAAGGCUAACCUGCUCUUCAAAGGCUCUGUCGACAGCAACUGGAUUGUGGGAGCAGCCUUGGAAAAGAAGCUCUUGCCGCUGCCCCUCACGCUGGCCAUGGGCGCCUUCCUCAACCACCGCAAGAACAAAUUCCAGUGUGGCUUUGGCCUUACCAUCGGCUAAACCGCUCCCCUCUGCCGCCUCUCUGCCCCCACGGAUUCAGUGCCGCUCGCGCCCCCUUCACCCUCCACCCGCAUCCUUGUUUGGCCAGCAGUAGCCUCCAUGGGGCAUAGAGGGCUCUGUGUGUGUUUGUGUGUGUGUUGGGGGCGCCCAGAGAGCAGGGGCAUGGGGGCAGGACGUGUUGGGCACUGGGAGAGUCUUCCUCCCUCCCACCAGGAGCAGCCAGCUGGUUCUCAGGGAACUCGGAGGCAGGUAUCUGUAUGGGGUCUCUCAUGGGCUUGGGGCAAAGAACGUCUUCCCAUCUCCAUCCAGUCUGUGGACCGCUGCUCUGCCUUCCUGCUGCCGCUAGGUGGCGGUGUUGCUUCGGGGAUGGAGGGGGAGUGCUUCCCCCCCCCCCACUUACUUUCUAAGGGAAUCUAUGGCUGCUAACCUAAUGCAGGAGGUGGUGGAAGGGGCGAAUGGCCCAGGGCCGGUGCUGGGGGCUUAGCAUGAGGCUUGGGCUGGAAUAGACAGGGUGGGGCAGGCGGCCUUCUGGAGCAUGGGCUAUGCCAAACUCUGCUUGCCUGGCUUGGGGCUUGGCAUCCUGCUCUCACCCACAGGCAGGCAAAUGCUGCUCUGACGGUUUUUUGUGGUUUUUUUGGUUUUUUUACAAGUAUCUGAGCAACUGUCCUGUCCUGCAGGGCCUUAACUCCUGCCCUUGGUAUGUCUUCUACCUUUCCUGCUCUAUUUCAAGGAAGUCAACUCCCAGGACCUGCCCUCUCUUCUUCUUUGUUUUUAAACCAGCCGUCUUGCGUUUUGAGGUGUCCUGCCGCCUUCCCUCAGGUUCCCCUACACCCUCCUUGCCCCUGGCGCCAGUUUCUGCAGGAACGGUCUUGUGUUUCUGUAUUUGCUGGGCGUCAGGGCGUCCAUCCUGUGAGGCUGCACCGAGAAGCUCCACGGGACCAUUGGGAGAGACACCCGCCUGUGUGCCCACCACUCACUGCGGAGACAAGUGGGGGAAUCUCUGCAUGCCCUCCUCCCCUCCCACCACCAGAGACUGAGUGUAAAUCAUGUUUAUAAGUUAUGGGGAAUGAAAGGAUCUUUUACAGAAGGGGGGCGGGAACGCAAGGUGAGAGCCCCCUGACUCCCCUGCGAAGUUGGAAAUGUCCACUUUCAAUAAACAACCAUCUAUCACCUUU